UGCAUUUCUGUUUAUUCCUUCCCUGUGGCUUAACCAUUAAAGUCAGACAUAAUCCAGUGAAGUAUUUGAUUAACCUCUAAGACUCACAUAUUGUAAUACUGGGAACUUUGUGCCUUGGAUUAGUUGUUUUUGGUUUUCAUUUUCCCCUGAAAUGUGGAAAAAUACUUUUUUCUUGUUUUUUAUAUUAUCUGCAUGUGCAGAAGAACUCUGUAAGCCAGAUGCUUCGAACGGCUAUAAAGUUCGACUCAGCUUAAAAACGGCUCUGGGCGAUGAUGCUUACACCUGGAAUAAAAAUGAAAUGUUCCUUUUCCAAUCAACGCUGGCUUUUGCUAUGAGGACGUCUCACACAGGACAGUCGUAUGAAAUUUCAAACAUUGUUGUGUGUAAUGAGACGGACAGAGUGUCGUUCUGGUUUGUGGUGACUUCCCCAGGAAACCCUACAGAGCUGGUGGAGAACUAUAUAGUCGAGGAGGCCAUCAGGAAGUCCCGACAUCGCAUCAACAGUGCCUUUCUCCUCACUGAUAAGACCCUGGAGUUUGUCGGCAUCCUUCCCACCCUCGCAACACCAGUCAGCUAUGACACUCCCCCGUGGCUCAUUGUGUUUGGGGUGCUGAUGGGUAUCAUUGUUGCCGGCAUCAUCGUUCUGCUCGCAUCAUCGAUUGUCAAACGCAAACGCAAAACUAGAAGAACAGAUGAAGAGGAGGCUGAUGAAGAGACGAGGGUGAAAACUAUGGACAAUGGUGUUUACAACAUGUCAUUUUCAGUUGAGGACAAACUCACUCAGAUGUGAUGUGAGUUUUUGUAAAUUACAUUGAAUGUAAACAUCAGAUGGUGAAACAUGUCAUCAGUUUAUUUAGUCCAGGUUUUCUAAAAUGUGCUUUUAAAUCAGACUGACACAUAGGUGUCUAGACUGCAAACCGAAAUUGUGGGAAUAAUUUUGACAGUGGUGGGAUUAUCAUGGACUCAGGUCUCAGAGGUUGAUUGACUAUUGCAGGUUAAAACCUUAAUACUUUUGUGUCACUGGUUAGAGAUGUGUUAAAAAAAUU
Molecule: messenger RNA, 1046 nt
Organism: Cynoglossus semilaevis (tongue sole)
Lineage: Eukaryota; Metazoa; Chordata; Actinopteri; Pleuronectiformes; Cynoglossidae
Gene: cltrn
Product: collectrin, amino acid transport regulator
Exons: 6
Coding region: 152-790 (212 amino acids)
Biological process (GO): positive regulation of amino acid transport
Cellular component (GO): extracellular exosome; plasma membrane
Source: RefSeq, a predicted model, not a curated record